AUGUCGGCCUCGAUCGAGCCCGCGUUUGCCGCUGGCGCUCAGGGCGAGAAUGGGAACAGUCAGCACGGCAAGCAGACUUCUCAUACUGCUCGACCAAAUGGCAAGGAUCGCCGUGCAUCGAGAUGUGACCUCAUACCUGGCCAGUUACCCUGUCGACGAUGCCGUCAGGAGCAGCGCGAAUGCGUCCUGACUGUGUCUCGGCGUGGAGGGCGCCGUGUGCGUAGAUCUGCCAUACCUGAGGAUGACGAGAACAUUCAAGAAGGAGUGCCCGAGGAACAAGAGGCACCAUCCCCGUCUGUUGAGGACCAGCACCGCUCGAGUAUACCGCCUGCCCACCCUCUUAAUGAGGUGGAAGAGCAGACUUCCUGGCCGCCAUCUUCUGGCAGAUCCCUAAACGGUACUGAUUCCGCAUAUGCAACUGGGGCACUGACUGCAUCGCCACCCUCGCUCCCAGCCACAACAAGAACGAAGACUGCUGCGAAUCAAGCUGCAAGUAGAGCGCAGCAGGUCCCCAGCCAUACAUAUGGUGUGCAGGUUGGUUCCAAGACCUGGAGCCAACAGCCGUGGGACGAAGAGUCCAGCAGGCUGAACCAGAGGCAGGCUGAGCAACAUGGGCAGCAGUCACGGUCCUCGCCCGAGGAUAACCUCGAAGGCCACAUCACCUCCGUCGAUUUAAUCAAUCCUUCCGAUGCGCUUGACUUGUUAGCGCAAGUCGCGCAACGUUCUGGUGAGGAGGACAGAGUGAACGACGCACAAGAGCCGCAGACAGAGCGCCGUCAUAAUUAUCACAACAAUCUUGACGGCACGCAGCAGGACCCUGAGAAAGUCAGCUCGUUGGACUAUCCUCCGAUUGCCAACGGAGAGGUCACAGUGGCUGAGGCCCGAAGACUUCUGAAACUGAAGCGCGAAUCAUCCAGCUACGAGCAGAAAUACCACCACUUCUUCCCCGUGGCCCACCACGCAAUCUUUGCAGACGAUGUCGACAUCUGCGAAGUUGCCCGCCAAGAACCAUUCUUGUUAUCUGCUGUUCUCACCAUCGCUUCCAAAAACGAGCCAAGCGCGUCAAAGGCUUUCGUGGCGUGCUCCGCGCACGUGGAAGUACUCAUAUCGAAUGUGAUCUAUUGCGGCUCUGCCAGUGUUGGCGCCGUCGAGGCAUUGCUUAUCCUUGCUGAGUGGCCACCACAGCGACUGCAAUCGAAGCGGUCAAUUGGCCGUGGGGAGGAGGACCAGGGUGCUUGGAUGCAAGUCGGAUGUGCCAUUCGUCUUGGCUAUCUGCAACGUCUUGAACAGACGGGCCUGUUUCCUGGCAGAUUGAUGGAGUCAAAGAAUGCGAACAGGAAGAGACUGGCUUGGGCUGCGUGCUACAUGAGCGAUAGACAGAUCUCCAUCAGGCUGGGUAAGGGUUUCUGGUCUCGAGGACCAGGGCCUUCAACGAUACUGCAUGCUGCGGACUUUCCCUCGCUCAGGCCUCUGGGGCCAGCCGAAGACGAUUUAUCGUUGCUCUUCAAGGCGCACCUCGAGCUCACGCAACUCUUUAGCAAUGCUCAUGACAUCCUGUACUCAUCCUCUAUGCAUCGAGAGCAUCUGUAUUCUGGUGGGGAGUAUGUGAGAUACAUCGACGACUUUGCAUCCAUGCUCCGAAAUUGGAAGCUGCUCUGGGGUAGUUUGAGCUGUGAGUCUUCAUGCUUGGUAGCUUCCGCUCAACUGGUUGUGCGACUAACCACUCUUACAGUUACACCACACGUGAAAGCAACUCUCGUUCUCUCCUACGACUACCUCCGUCUGUACAUUCAUGCUUUCGCUUUCCAGGCAGAAAUCUUCAUCGACCCCGUUGCCGGGCUGCGAUACAUGCCACUCAAGUAUUACCUGUACAUCAUAUAUGCCGCUGUGUUUCUGUUCAAGGCUCGCCUAGCAGAGGCCAUCACGUCAGAUGGCGAAGAAGGCGUCCGCCGUACUAUCGCCGUCACAGUCGACCGCCUUCAAAAGUCUGCAACGAAUCGCCAAAGUCCCGGGUACAGAUAUGCAAGGCUGGUCCAUCAGCUGUGGCUAAAACCAAGGAGCCGGGAGAGCACUGUGUCUGGUGGUCCAUCAGGUCCAGCCAACGGUCCGUCCCGUCGUUUAAGGCCAGCCACCAGGGGGGAUGCCAGCAGCCACCCGAGUUCACAGGAAAUGCUUGGCGAUGCACAAGGUCGAAGAAACUCGAUGAUGCACAACCCAGAGGACACGCCACGUCGUGACCAGUACAAUCCUUACCAUUCGUCGCCGCGUGGGGGACAAUACGGCGGCACGGGCGCCAGGAUGAUGAGCACCGCUGCAAAUAGAGACAGACUGCAGCCGAGAAGGCCUUCGUCCAAUAUGCGACGCCCACCUAGUCUUGCCUCGCCAAACGUCAUCGACUUUGACGCUGUCAUGAACGAUUUCUCUUGGCGCGACCUGCAUGCUGUCGGGGAGUUCAUCAACAAUGAUACAAGCACCGCCGAGAGUGUACUGCCCAGCCCAGACUUUGAUCAAAGGCUGGCAGCCGCCGAUGCCGCAGGCGGCGGUGGCGAUGGUAUACAAGAUACUCCCAUAGCGGGAGGCGGAGGUGCUCGUGGAGGACAUGACGGAGCGGGAGCACUUGCUGGAGAAGCGGUAGAUGACUGGAUCAGUUCGUGGAUGGGGACGGAUGUGAUAUUUUGA
Microdochium trichocladiopsis is the source of this 2679-nucleotide messenger RNA. RefSeq lists its product as uncharacterized. Gene Ontology annotation, molecular function: DNA-binding transcription factor activity, RNA polymerase II-specific. The record is from RefSeq and is a predicted model, not a curated record. Gene Ontology annotation, cellular component: nucleus. Lineage: Eukaryota; Fungi; Ascomycota; Sordariomycetes; Xylariales; Microdochiaceae. Bases 1 to 2679 code for a protein of 892 amino acids. The transcript has 7 exons.